AUGAGCUUUGCGAUUCGCCUGAACACGCGACGAAGUGGAGAGACGUCCGCGCGCUUCUGGGCGGAGUCGCUGGCGGAGUCACAGCGCGUGCAGACGGUGCUGGCACCAGAGAGCAGCAGAGGCGUACCCAGGCCUUGCGUCUCGGGCCGCGGUGACGCCGCCCAUGACGACCAGCAGCAGCAACGCUGCGAAGAGAGGGGAGAGGAGGAGAAGCGGGCUGUGGCGGCUUCUGCCGCGUGGGUGGAGGAAGAGCGAGGGCGGGGGGAUGGGCGAAUGCAGCCCGCCCCCGAGAGCGGUGGAGAGGAGAGCGCAGGUCACGAAGGAGAGAAUGAUGGCGGGAAUGUCUUAGAACACCACCAGAAGCAGCUCACGGUGUUGGCAGGGACCAUUGCGGCACACGAACCCCCGGAAAGGGCAACGGGGCCCACGCUACUCACGACCGCGAGACAAGGAGGAGGCCUCUGCCGCUUCAAGGAUGUCUUGGCAGUGGGCAAACCUCUUCUGCAGGGGUUGUUGGGCCCAGUAGGCAUAGACGUGGAACUGAGCGGUACAACCACGAUGUUACGUGAUCCUAGUGGUUUUGCUGCGGCGCUUGAGUCCAUGGAGCAGGCCAGCUGCGAUUAUUUGCGUAACCUCCAUGCCUCCAUUCAACUCUUCUUUAUUGUUCGUGGGGAGUCGUUUUACACCUUGGACGCCUCUAUCUGCUCACCGCUAGUGUUUUUGGCCAAACUCCUUUCUGCCCCUACCGUGACGAAAAUUGUGCUUCAGGCGCGGCCUUUGUAUCGGCUCCUUUUCCUUUUCCUGGGCACAGACCGAGUGGAGGUGCGCAACUUAGUGGACGUCUCUGUUUGGGGGGCAGUGAUGGAACGCGUGUGCGGGCCACGACCCUACACUAAGGCCUGUGUCGAUUCACAGAGUCUUUGGCAGCUUCUCCCUGGUGCUGCACAGGAAGGUAUCGAGGUGCAGUUGGAGCGGGCGAAGCAGGACAGGUGGUGUGAGGACACUCGGAUGGCUGAGGAAGCCGCAGAAACAAUGGCAGCAGCAGCAACAACAACAACAACAACAACAACAGUGUCGUCAGUGUUGGCCCCAGCACAAAGUGAGAUGUCGCUGGUGCAGUUAUUGGUACGAUUCAAAUCUUUGCUGACCCUCUACGCCUAUUACGAGGCCUACAUGCGCUCUGUGGAGAGCAGCGGCGCAACAGGUAGCGUUUCCCCUUCUCUUGCUGUGGUUUGCAGCCUCGAGACACGCGUCAGUUUUCUUUGCGAGGUCAUGUCCUAUCAUGGCAUGUUUGUGGAGAAGGAUGUGCUGGAUUGCAUGGUGGCAGACCUGGAUCAGCAAGCCAAGGCCUUUGUCGAAAAGGGGAAUGCGGCACUGCAGGCAUUGUCACCCGAUGACAGUAUUGGGGAAAUAGACAUGGAGACUGUGACUGCGUGGGAGCUGCUGAACGUCUUGCAGCACCACUAUGGUGGUGGUCUUGCGCUGGCUGUGGAGGGUAACGAGAUAGAGCAACUGCAGCGGCUCGCCGCACACGUUGAGGACACGAAGAGUGGCACGGAUGCGAAUGCAGCACGGCUCUGGCUGGCGCUGCGUGAGCGUCGCGAGUUUAAGCGCUCUAUCAUCGAGGGGUUUUCCAAAGGGGUGAGCAUGCACGCUCGUCUCAUCGCUGCCCCGGAAGAUAUCGCAGCGACUGAGCGGAGUGGCCACCGCAACUCCCACCAUGCCACAGCGCCACAUCGUCUUUGUUUCUCUGUGCACCCAACGUGGAGUGUUCACCAUGCUACCACGGCUCGCCUCUUUUGCUCGCGACCGUGCUUGCAAAACAUUGCAAAGAACCCUCCGCUUUCACGCACUACAGCGCUCACUUCAUCGGCAGUGACGAUGUUCUCCAAUCCGGAGUGGACGCUCCGGCACUUGUACGGUCCCCCGCCUGGGUGUACCCUUUUGUCGUUUGACUUUGAUCAAGUCGAGCUGCGUGUGUUGGCCCACCUAAGCGGUGACCCACUUCUCGUGCAGCAGCUUCGAGGCGGCUCGGAUGUGUUGGCGGAGAUGGCACUUCACGUGAUGCAGCUGCCGCGGCGGGAGGAUGUCACACCAUACUUGCGGCAAGGCACAAAGGUGGUGGUGUACGGCUUGCUAUACGGCAUGGGGCCGGAGACGCUGGAUGUGCAUCUGCGUCAGCUGCAUAAAGAGACGGCAGAGACUUCGGGGCAGAAGCCGUUGUCUGCGCGGCAGGUUAUGCACUCGUUUCAUCAAUGCUACCCCGCCGUGCAGAGUUUUCUGCGAAGGACGCGACUUUGCGCCUUUCAUGAAAAGCUUUGUACCACGUUGAAUGGGGUGCGAAAUUUGUCUGGGGAACUGGACGGCAAUCGACGCAAGCAGGCGGCGGUGGCGGCGGCCAUUCAAGGCGGUGCAGCCGUCAUCCUGCAUCACGCGAUGGUGGAGGUACAUGAGCGACGGCAUGAGUUUGUGCCUUGCUUUCCUGCGGCGGCUCUCGCGCUUGUGUUAAGCGUGCACGACGAACUUGUGUACGCCGUCCCCGACAGUGCAGUGGGUAUCGUGGCGCCGAUGAUCAAACAUAUUCUUGAGCGGCAGUCUGCAGCACUUUCUCUCAGCGUCCCACUGCCCGUCACGAUGAGGGCGGGGAAGUCGUUUGGUGCGUUGAGGCCCUUGGCUGUUUAG
This is a messenger RNA of Trypanosoma rangeli, 2682 nucleotides long. RefSeq names its product putative mitochondrial DNA polymerase I protein A. The transcript has a single exon. NCBI's taxonomy places the organism in Eukaryota, Euglenozoa, Kinetoplastea, Trypanosomatida, Trypanosomatidae. The record is from RefSeq and is a predicted model, not a curated record. Gene Ontology annotation, molecular function: DNA binding; DNA-directed DNA polymerase activity. The coding region runs from base 1 to 2682 and encodes 893 amino acids. Gene Ontology annotation, biological process: double-strand break repair; DNA-templated DNA replication.